AUGGCAGAAUGUCAUUUAAAUGCUGCACAAUUUAUAGAAAAGAAUAUUGUCCAAGCUACUAAAACUAGUGCCCAACAAUUAGAAACUAAAAUGAGUGUAAUUACAAAUGAAAUUAAUAGAAGAAUUAAACAGCAUAAUGAUAUGGUUAGUACUGUUGAAAGAAUUAAAGAAAACAAACAAAAAGCAUUAAACCAAUUAAAAAAGCUUAAAGAAGAAAAAAAAGGAAAAAGUGGAAAGACUUAUCAAAAGAUGAAUUGUAAACAAGACCAAAUAGUUGAAGACAUUAAAAAAUAUAAUACUAAUCUAAAGAAUUGUGUUAUAAUUACUAAUAAAAUUAGAGAAAAUGUUUAUGGUAAAGAAAUGAAAUGUAUGUUAAAUCAAAUUGAAGGUAUUGCAUCAGAAUGGAAUGAAUUGUUGAUUAAUAUGUUUACUUUAGGAAAUGAUCUUGAUAUAGAAAUAUUAAAAAAUACAAGUAAAUAUUGUCUUAAAACUCAACAAUCAAUUCAAAAAAUAAAUUGGACGAAUGAUAUUGAAGAAUUUGUAAAUAAAUGGAAAAAUGUUCAUUCUGUUAAUGACAUUAUACUUACUUCAAAUGACCUUGCUUUAGAUGAUCAUAUCCUUUGUGAUGAAUCUACAUUAGAAAUGAUUCAUAAUAAUGGAUCAAGUGGUACUCAAACAAAAGAAUGUCCCUCAAACUAUUUACAAGUUACUCUCUCAGAAUAA
Molecule: messenger RNA, 723 nt
Organism: Entamoeba histolytica HM-1:IMSS
Lineage: Eukaryota; Evosea; Mastigamoebida; Endamoebidae
Exons: 1
Coding region: 1-723 (240 amino acids)
Source: RefSeq, a predicted model, not a curated record